Molecule: messenger RNA, 4578 nt
Organism: Ictidomys tridecemlineatus (thirteen-lined ground squirrel)
Lineage: Eukaryota; Metazoa; Chordata; Mammalia; Rodentia; Sciuridae
Source: RefSeq, a predicted model, not a curated record
CUCGGCAAAUAUCCAAACAUCACCCAAAGUAAAGAAUUAAGGUCUCCCUCCUCUGUCCUGCACACUGCUCUCAACUCUGCCCAGGGCAUGAACUUGCCUUGGAAUCUUUUGAGUCUUUUCUCUCCAUAGGGCGAAGAGUAGAAGGUUGUACAGGAAUUCCUGCUAUAUAGGCAUUCUUCUGGAUAAAUGAAUACAUUUCUCCAAUUUUGGUGGAAAGAGAGUAGUGAUGUCUAGACCUUUCAGCAACAGAAGCGGGCUGCUUGUUAGUUCUAAGACAGCGAUGCUAUCUGCUCAGGAAAAAAUGUUUGUUACUUUGUGGGAGUUCUUCUAUGGGCACUUUUUUCGAUUUUGGAUGAAAUGGCUCUUACGACAGAUGACUGGAAAGUGUGAAUUGCAGCGAAUUUUUGAUACUUAUGUGGGUGCCCAAAGGACACACAGAAUAGUUAAAAGCUUAACUUAUGAGAAAAACAAAAUUUUACAGAAAGCAACACAAGUUAUUCAGAGUGAAGUGGACAGAUGUGUAGAAGAUAUAAUGAAGGAAAAGAACAUUAACCCUGAGAAGGAUACCAGUUUUAAAAUCUGCAUGAGGACGUGCUUACUACAGAUAACUGGUUAUAAACAGCUAUAUUUGGAUGUAGAAAGUGUGAGGAAAAAGCCAUAUGAUUCUGAUAAUCUGCAGCAUGAGAAGCUACUCCUGAAGCUUUGGAAUCUUCUAAUGCCCACAAAGAAGUUGACAGCCAGAAUCUCCAAGCAGUGGGCUGACAUUGGUUUCCAGGGUGAUGAUCCUAAGACAGACUUCAGAGGCAUGGGUAUACUCGGAUUAAUCAAUCUUGUGUAUUCUUAUGCAAUAGUUGGAAUCAAUCUCACAGAGAUGGCUUAUAGCUUGCUGAAGAAUGAAGCUUUGAAGUCUCAUCUCUACAACUGUGUUCCUGGUGUACCAACAAUGGAACAUUUUCACCAGUUUUAUUGUUAUCUUGUCUAUGAAUUUGACAAGUUUUGGUUUCAAGAAGAACCAGAAAGCAUCAUGUAUUUCAACCUGUACAGAGAGAAGUUUCAUGAAAAGAUUAAAGGACUCUUAAUGGAUUGCAAUGUAGCACUUACUUUAAAAAUGUAAAUCACCCAUAGUAUCUUCUAUUUCUACCACGUUUUGCACACACAACAGAAUUUAUAUGUUGUAAUAGAAAGUAUCUGAUCAAUUACACUCUUAUAUAUAAUUUCCUACGAAAAUACUUCAGAAAUUCUAUUUAAGAAAGCUAGUGGACAAUCAGUGUAUGUUUACAAUUGUUUAUACACUGUUCUCCAAAGGUACCUUAUGCUUCCAAAGAUCCCCUCUGUAGAGCCAUGUCAGCUACAGUUUGGAACUUGGGACUUAGCCCGUUGUGGAAAAGUAUAAAUCAGGUAUUUAUAUUAAAUUGGUUGAUGAAAAUGUGUACAAGUCAGUUUUCAUUCUUACGUGUCAUAGCUAUCAAAUUGGUAUCCUUUUCAAAACACUUUAAGUGUUUUGGCCUAGAAUAACUGUUUUUAAUUUGUUUUGUCUUCUUUUUAUUUCUAGGCUAAUUAACAGCAAGAGUAUUUCCUUAGGACUUUCUUUGCAUCUCAAUUACUUGUCCUGAUGUCACUGUAUUAGUGGUAACAAGAGCAGAGAUGUCAGACAGGAUCAAGAAUCAUGACCUCCUUUUUUGUUUUCUUUGGUUACUGAACAUAGCAGAUAAUGAGAGAAUGACGGUGUGACUAGCUUUGUUGUUUUUAAAUACUGCUUUAAAAAAUCACAGUGUUAAGGCUUACUGACAUUUUCUCAUUUUCAGUAUUUGCUUUGCUUUUAUCCAUUGUAGUAAAGAACCUUAUUUACUUAGUGGUUUGGUGUGAGGGCUUCUACCUGUGUGUGCUUAUGAAAAGCAAUGCAUUUGCUAAAAGUCUUUUUUCCUUUUUUUUUUUUAAUCCCCCUUCUUUCUAUACUGAGGAUCAAGCCCAGUACCUCACGUAUGCUAGACAAGUAUUUUACCACUGAGCUACUCCAGCCCAGGAAAAUUUUAAUUUUAUUCAGCAGUUUCUACUAAAAUAAAGCAGUCUUGGAAAUUUAAGAAGAAAAUUUAAAACUUUUUAAUAAUCUUUUUAAGUAUCAUUGGUUUUUUGACUGAACCAUUAACUCUUUCUUCUCUUACUUUGAACUCUUGCUUUGACUCUGUGGUGUUUCGAGAUAGCAAGUAUGGACCUUCUGUUAACUGUCUGUGGGACACUAAAAUAGCUUGAACUGUGCAUUUUGUAUAGCUUUAUUCUCCUAAAAAAAUCUCAGGAGGGCAGCAGGUGCUGUCAAGGAUUACAUGUGAUGAGAUCCUAAUGGGAAUUUCUUCUUGAUGUGAUUUACAUGUUUGUACUCAGCAAAACUAAAGGAGCUUAAAGAUAGGAAAGUUCAUGUGAUAACUAAGUCCUCCUUAAACCCUGUGGAAUUCAACUUGUUAAAGACAUAAUUUAAAGCAUGAUGAUAUUUUGCACAUCUUUCAAACACAGACACACAUACACACACACGUAUAUAUACUGUUUAAGUACUGACUUGUAUGUGAUAUAGCAAGACUUGGUAUUUUUCAAGUGUUUGCUCAUGUCUGUUGACAGACCUCUCUUCAAACUUGUCAAGAGUGGUAAGAAAUAUCCAAUUGGAAAGGAACACAUGUAGUGUUUAAUACCACAUACAUUCAAGUACAUGCAUUAAAAUGAUUUUUUAAAUAAAACUUUUAAAAACUUGGUCCAUUUUGUCAUAAUAGUGACAAUUUAACUCUUCAGUAUUAUAGGAAGUUCAUAAUUGAUUUCUUAUAGGGGACUUCUCACCUUUUGGGAAUAUCUUCAGCUGUUUUUCAAAAGUGUUUUCAUGCUCUUUCUUUCAGCUGGAGUCUUCUGAUGUGUAGCAGAAUUUCAAACAAAGAUCAGGUGUUAACCAUGAAGUUCACUCUGUUACUGUAUUAACUAUUCUAUGGAAAGUAAUUCAGUUAGUCUUUAAUUUUUGUGCUGAAAAUAUUUGUUUAUGUUUUAAUCUUGCAACAACUGAGAUCUUGAUCUGAUUUAAACCUUUGUCAGGAUGCUUAUUAAAAGAAUGCUUAAAGUAUGGUUGGGAAUACUGUUAAGUAAGUUUUUCCCCUUUUAGAGGGGGAAAAAUGAAUGGGGUUAAGAAAAUGUCAUUAUAAAGUUUUUUCAUAACAUGUUCUUCAGAUUCAUCUCUGUACAUUACAGAUGUUGUCCUGUUUUUGCUUAAAAUAACCAUAACUAUUUCAGACACUGUGUUGUCAGUUGAUCUAAUGACCACCAGCAGAUUCUCAGAUUUGAUAGUUUGGAAGGCAAGCUCUUCCCAGGUGUAGUGUAGCAUGAGCCUUCUGACCUUCACGUCAUAGUGACAUAUAAGAAAAGGACAAUAUAAUGUUCUUCCUCCCUCCUUCCUCUUACUUUGAAAUGUAUGUUAGAAUGUUAUGUAUUGUAAAAAUCCAUAUUUAGAAUUUCACUUUUUCUACGAUUAGUAAAAUGCCAAAGUAGUGAAUAGGAUAUUAUGGCAUUGAAGUAGCAGGAAAAAUAUGUUAGUUUUAGCAUCAAAAAGUAAAAUCAACAUGGAAAUGAAUUUUUGUAUAUGCCAGGUUGAGGAGAUUACAUCAGUGACAGGAGUAGUGUAAAAAAAUACAAUUUAAUCAUUUGCAGUUUAAAUACAUUCUGAAAGACAAUCUAAAACAGGAGAAAUCAGGAGGUUAUCAGUGAACCUACACCAACCUCUGGCAAUAUAGCUAGAGAUUAAAAUCAGUAUCUUAAACUGGCCAUUACAGUUAAACCAUUUAUAGUUUAGAAAAUACAUUUUUUUUCCUUACAAAUGUCCGGUUUUUUUUUCUAAAAGCAUCUUUAAUUUUUUGUGUUUACACUUGUAUGUAUGUACAUUCUUAUUAUUCUAGCAUUCAUACAAUUGUGCACGCACUAUUUCUCCCCUUUGAGAACAUUCAGUUAAAUAGAAUUUGAUCAAAGAGCUGCUCAAAGGAUAUAUAGCAUAUGAGCAUGCAAAAGGAUGCUUAUUCUGGGAUAGAAAAGGUCAUGCAGCUUUGUGGCUUGCAGGGCCAUAAUAUUUAUUAUCUUCCUUAAAAUGGUGACUGGGGACCAGCAGCUGAUUUUCUCAGGAUGUGUUCACCCUGCCUCUCUGAACAAGUCUGGGGAGCCUAAACUUCCACUUUCAUACUUAAGUACCUGUUCGCACAAGCAAUUUGUAGAUGAAGAUUAAUGGAAUUGUUAGUACUCUGAGAGAAACCAUGACUUGAAUUUGUGUUUUUUCUGUCUUCACUUUUUGAUGAGAAGCAUUAAAAGUGUAGUGCAGGUAAGAUCCAGCGACCACAGUACUAUUAGAGAGCAAUUCUGUGUUUUUGUUGAAGUAUUUAAAAAAAUAUUUAAGCAGUAGUGUUCCCUGCAGGAAGAAUUUCCAGUUGGCAACUUAAAUUAAUUUUUUGUCUACUUGGAUAAAGCGGUUGACUUCUUAAACAAAAGCAAUAGUGUGAAAUGUGAUGUUAUUUUGUUUGUGAUGUUAAGUGAUCAAAUAAAAACCUGUUGAAAUUAUUGUAA